Messenger RNA from Cucumis melo (muskmelon), 531 nucleotides. RefSeq names its product auxin-responsive protein SAUR32. Gene Ontology annotation, biological process: response to auxin. NCBI's taxonomy places the organism in Eukaryota, Viridiplantae, Streptophyta, Magnoliopsida, Cucurbitales, Cucurbitaceae. Bases 187 to 492 code for a protein of 101 amino acids. The transcript has a single exon. The record is from RefSeq and is a predicted model, not a curated record.
AAGAAUUAAAAGUGAUGGCAAAAAACUCACCAACCUCCUCCUCCUCCUCUCCACACAAACACUUCAAAAUUCUUUCAAUUUCUCAUCCCAUUUUUCCCUUUAUUUAAUUCUUUUUCCUCUCUAAUUUUCAAUUCAAUUUCAGAAUUCUUCUUACCAAAUUCUUCAAAGAAAAAAAAAGAAAAAGAGAUGGGGAGUGGAGAAAGAAGCCAAGAGAGUUUCAAGGAUGUUCCGAAGGGUUGUUUGGCAAUCAAAGUUGGUCAUGAAAGUGAAGAGAAGCAAAGAUUUGUAGUGCCUGUCUUGUAUUUCAAUCACCCUUUGUUCAUUCAACUCCUUAAGGAAGCUGAGGAUGAAUAUGGAUUUGAUCAAAAGGGAACCAUCACCAUUCCUUGUCAUGUGGAACAAUUUAGGUAUGUUCAAGCCUUGAUCGAUCGAGAAACCUCGUUUCAUCAUCAUCAUCAUCACCAUCUCUACGUCCCUUGUUUUAGGGUUUGAAUCUCAUCUUUCGUCAAAAAAAAAAAAAACAAAACAAAA